AUGAGGAAGCGUAGCAGGCAGACUGAGGAUAUGGUUGAAAUGGACAUGGUAUCACCUAUGAGAAGCAUGAUGAAACGUAGAAGGCAGACAGAGGAUAUCAUGGAAACGGACGUGGUAUCACCUCAUAUUAGCGAAACGCUCUUGGUUUCUCAACCACAAUGCUGUAAACAAACUGACUGUGGAUCAAGUAACUCUGCUGGUUGUCCAUUUCAAGCUCUUGGCGAGCACUUGACCGGAGUGAAAUUGUCAACAAAUAAUAAAGACAAACGAAUCUGCAUUGUUGCCUCCCAUCCAUCAAGUGGUUUAUCAUUCACCUUAACUUGGGUAAAUAACUACGUUGAUGAAGAAGUUGCUGCUGUACAAGGCUGA
Messenger RNA from Brassica napus (rape), 369 nucleotides. RefSeq lists its product as uncharacterized. The coding region runs from base 1 to 369 and encodes 122 amino acids. Gene Ontology annotation, biological process: developmental process involved in reproduction. The transcript is spliced from 3 exons. The record is from RefSeq and is a predicted model, not a curated record. NCBI's taxonomy places the organism in Eukaryota, Viridiplantae, Streptophyta, Magnoliopsida, Brassicales, Brassicaceae.